GUUUACUGGCAUUAACUGUGCUACUUUAAGCUGGUAUAUAAAUAAUUUGUUGUGCUAUGCAUAAUGACAAUAAAAGAUUUGACUGACUAUAUAUUGUACUCUACUCUGGGAGGAGUCCAGACUUACAUGCAGGCUGAAACUUUAAUGGUUCCUCCCACCACAUCUCUGAGUAAACCCUGUGGCUCUGCCUCUCCAAUUUGUUACAGUGUGUGGCAGUGCCAAGCUGCUUUAACAUGUAGCGUCAUGAACACACACCUUCCUCUGUCAACUGUACGGAAAUCCCAGCGUUGGGCGGACUGCUCACUGAUCCCUCCACUUCCCUUCGUGCUGCUACUCCAGUGUGUCAUAGCUGCAACAGGCAUGCUACCAUCCGAAGCGGGUGUUAACAGCGAACUUUCGUAGGUUUUUUGUUGUUUUUCCUCUCCCAUCAUGGGGGACUCGGACGUGACCGGGACCUCAUUAAUUCGCAGAAGGGCGACUUUCGCCGCGGUCGGAGGUGUGGAUCUGCGGCCGAUGAACGGGAGGUCUACAGCGGCGUGUCAGAGCUCAGUGACCGCUGACUUUAGGAUUGAGGGUGGGCCAGAGAAAAAACGCGACCGUUCUCCAGAGAAAGUUUCGUCUAAAUCAAAAAGUGAGAAAAAGCAACGCGGGAAGGACAUAAGCGACAGACUGAGCUGUCACAAGGUGCAGGAGUCCCUGCUGAGUUCAGCCAGUGGCUACAGUAACUACAGAGGAAUCCUCAACUGGUGUGUGGUAAUGCUGGUGCUGAGUAAUGCUCGCCUUUUCUUAGAAAACCUGUUAAGGUACGGUGUGCUGGUGGAUCCUAUUCAGGUGGUUUCAUUGUUUCUGAAUGAUCCCUACAGCUGGCCAGCAGCAUGCCUGGUGAUUGUGUCCAAUGUGUUCAUUCUGGUGGCUCUUUACACAGAAAGGCAGCUGUCAAAGGGUUCAUUCAGUGAAUCUGUGGGAUUUCUGAUCCAUUGCAUUAACCUGGCAAUCAUGCUAACAUUCCCUGCUGCAGUGGUCCUGUUGGUCCCCUCCAUGACCCCAGUUGGUGGUGUGUUCGUACUUGGCACAUACACCAUUCUCUUCCUAAAGCUGUAUUCCUAUAAGGAUGUCAACCUGUGGUGCAGAGAGCUGAGCACUGUCAAGGCCAAGAAACUAGCUCGAUCUCUGUCUUGUCCUGCAGGACAGCACUUAGAUGGAGGUGACCAUAAGGUGUGUUAUCCUGGAAACCUCACCAUCAGAGACAUGUACUACUUUGUCUUUGCUCCGACUCUGUGCUAUGAGCUCAACUUUCCUCGCUCUCCCAAGAUUCGAUUCCUGCUGAGGAGACUGUUUGAGAUGCUGUUCUUCACCCAGCUGUUAGUUGGUCUCACUCAACAGUGGAUGAUUCCUAUCAUUCAAAGCUCCAUGAAGCCACUAGAGGACAUGGAUCUAUCCAGGAUGACUGAGAGACUCCUGCGAUUAGCUGUCCCCAAUCACUUGCUGUGGCUGAUGUUUUUCUACUGGUUCUUCCACUCAUCUAUGAACUUCACAGCUGAGCUGCUGUGCUUUGGGGAUAGACAGUUUUACAAGGACUGGUGGAACGCUGAGACGGUGACAUAUUUCUGGCAGAACUGGAACAUCCCUGUACACAAGUGGUGUCUGCGCCACUUUUACAAGCCACUGCUGAGGAGAGGAUUUAGUAAAAUAGUCAGCCAAUCAGCUGUCUUCUUUUUGUCAGCGUUUUUCCAUGAGUACCUAGUGAGUGUUCCUCUCAGGAUGUUCAGACUUUGGGCUUUCACGGGCAUGAUGGCACAGCUUCCAUUAGCCUGGUUUGUUGGACACUUCCUGUGCGGUAACUAUGGCAAUGCUGCAGUGUGGAUAUCCAUCAUCAUUGGUCAGCCGUUUGCCGUCCUGAUGUAUGUCCAUGACUACUACGUCCUACACUACAGACAGGAGGCUGACUGAAGCGAACACGCAUGCGCACAUGUCUUACUAUAGUUGUCAGGACAUUCAUUGACGUAAUGUAUUCCCAAGCCCCACUACUCUGACCCCAAACUAAACAUGAUUCUAACCUGUCCUGUACGUAACCUUCAAAAAAGCCCUUUGAAAUCGUGAGGCCUGGCUGAAAUAUCCUCACAACAAUAAAAUGUCCUUACAACAUUGGCAUGAAAAAAAAAAAAACUGGUCUGCACAAUGUAAUAAAGACAUUUACACACACACACACACACACACUAUGUUUUUUUUACUUCUCCCUUUUCUAUUUUGUGAAAACAAACACCUAAGCACCACUAGUCCACAGUGCAGGUAACAGAUACUGUGCUCUACGUGGUAGGGUGAGUUGGGCAUCUGUUGCGAUAGCAUGUUUACAUUGGACACCCUGGUUAUUGUGUCUUCCUGCAAGGAAAUUUAAGAAUUGCUUACUGAGGAAGAUAUUUUGAUAUUUCAAGUGGACAUUGAGUCACUACUGUACAGCAACUUAGCGAGGAAUGUCACACUAUUGCAGGGUGUUACUCAGGUGAUUUUUUUUUUUUUACAUUUGAUGGCCAUUUUGGGCCAGUUUAAUGUAUACAUUUUUUUAAAUUUGAUACUGCAAAACAUACAGGAAAAGGCCAGCAUCACUGUGACUACGGUUAGUAGUCGACUGUAUGCAAAAUCAUUGAAUUUGUUUGCCAUUCUCCUGUCUCACUGGGCUGUUUCCAAAUAAUGUCUAAUGAUGUAUCUAAACACAAUGUGUGCAUCUGAAAAUAAAUACAAGAGUUCAAUUUAA
Messenger RNA from Monopterus albus (swamp eel), 2752 nucleotides. Its product is annotated as diacylglycerol O-acyltransferase 1-like. NCBI's taxonomy places the organism in Eukaryota, Metazoa, Chordata, Actinopteri, Synbranchiformes, Synbranchidae. Gene Ontology annotation, cellular component: endoplasmic reticulum membrane. The record is from RefSeq and is a predicted model, not a curated record. Gene Ontology annotation, biological process: triglyceride biosynthetic process. Gene Ontology annotation, molecular function: diacylglycerol O-acyltransferase activity.